This is a messenger RNA of Physeter macrocephalus (sperm whale), 1617 nucleotides long. It is a transcript of the gene ACBD6, whose product is annotated as acyl-CoA binding domain containing 6. The transcript is spliced from 7 exons. Lineage: Eukaryota; Metazoa; Chordata; Mammalia; Artiodactyla; Physeteridae. The record is from RefSeq and is a predicted model, not a curated record. The coding region runs from base 152 to 823 and encodes 223 amino acids. Gene Ontology annotation, molecular function: protein binding; fatty-acyl-CoA binding.
GGGAGGGCAGGGGGAGAGAGGGAGGCAGAGUUAAGCGAGGAGCGCGAGGAAGUGAGCUUGGGUCCGACUUGAGCUCGGGCUUAAGACCGAGACUGGUGGGCCAGGCCCCCAAGCCGGCGUCACACCCCGUCUGAAGAAGAUAGGCAGUCACAUGGCUUCGCCAUUCCUCCCUGCGGGAGCCGCUACGGGCGACAGCGGCGGAGAGCUGAGCUCGGGGGACGACUCCGUGGAUGUGGAAUCCCUCCAGAGCCCGGAGACCGAGGCGUCCAGGAGCCUGACAGAGCUGUUUGAGAAGGCUGCCGCGCAUUUCCGAGGCCUGGUUCAAGGGGCCAGCAGGGAGCAGCUCUUGUACCUGUAUGCCCGGUACAAGCAGGUCAAAGUUGGAAAUUGCAAUACUCCUAAACCAAGCUUCCUUGACUUUGAAGGAAAGCAAAAAUGGGAAGCAUGGAAAGCACUUGGUGAUUCAAGCCCCAGCCGAGCAAUGCAGGAGUAUAUUGCUGUAGUUAAAAAAUUAGAUCCAAGUUGGAAUCCUCAGUCACCAGAGAAGAAAGGAAAAGAAGCAAAUACUGGUUUUGGUGGGCCAGUUGUUAGUUCUCUGUAUCACGAAGAAAUCAUCAGGGAAGAAGACAAAAACAUAUUUGAUUACUGCAGGGAAAACAACAUUGACCAUAUAACCAAAGUCUUCAAAUCAAAAAACGUGGAUGUGAAUAUGAAAGAUGAAGAGGGCAGAGCUCUACUCCAUUGGGCUUGUGAUCGAGGACAUAAGGAACUAGUCACAGUCCUGCUACAACAUAGGGCUGAUAUUAACUGUCAGACAAAAUAGAAGACCUCUUUAUCUCCAGCCUGUCUCUCAGCCAGUAGCUGCAGCAACAUAUAUUUCUUGGACACCCCUCAGACACUUCAAACGCACAGUGUCUAACGCUGAACUUACCAUCUCUCAACAGCCACUGUCCCGCGCCCCCGCUCCCCGUAAUUGGCAUCAGCAUCCAACCAGUGCUCCAGGACUCAUCCUUGAUUCUUCUCAUUUUCACACCCACUGAAGUCCUAUAGGUUCUGCCUGCUAAGUGUACCUCAAAUCUAUCCACUUCUCUAUUUCAGCAUUGCCAGCACACUAGUUUAAGCUUAUUAAAUUAUUUCAGCAGCUCUCAACUAUAUCCCUGCUUCUAAUCUUGACGUCCUUCGAUACAUUUCCCACUUUUCAUCUGGCAAGUCUUUCCAAAAUGCUAAUUUUCAGGGGCUUCCCUGGUGGCGCAGAGGUUGAGAAUCCGCCUGCCAAUGCAGGGGACACGGGUUCGAGCCCUGGUCUGGGAAGAUCCCACAUGCCACGGAGCAACUGAGCCCGUGCGCCGCAACUACUGAGGCUGCGCUCUAGAGCCCGUGAGCCACAACUACUGAAGCUCGUGCGCCUAGAGCCCGUGCUCCAACUAGAGAAGCCACUGCAAUGAGAAGUCCGCGCACUGCAACAAGACCCAACACAGCCAAAAAUAAAUAAAUUAAAUAAAUAAAUUAGGGAAAAAAAAUAAAAUGCUAAUUUUCAAAUGUUCUCUUCUUUACUUUUCUUAUUCUAAGAUAAAAUCUAAAUUUAAUUUGCCCUGUAAAACCCUUCAUGAUCUGGAC